Microplitis demolitor is the source of this 1091-nucleotide messenger RNA. RefSeq lists its product as uncharacterized. The coding region runs from base 177 to 509 and encodes 110 amino acids. Gene Ontology annotation, cellular component: cytoplasm. Gene Ontology annotation, biological process: cellular response to oxidative stress. The transcript has 4 exons. The record is from RefSeq and is a predicted model, not a curated record. Lineage: Eukaryota; Metazoa; Arthropoda; Insecta; Hymenoptera; Braconidae. Gene Ontology annotation, molecular function: glutathione disulfide oxidoreductase activity.
AACAUUUCUAAUCCCUGUGACUAAAUAGUUCAUCAUUAAAUAUAUAUCCACAUAUAUAUUCAUUUAGUCACGUAUUUUAUUGAUAAAAAACUAAUAUAUAUAUUUUCAUCGUUUAAUUUCAAGUGAUUCAACACCCAAGCCCAGGUUUCAUCAACUUGUGUAUUUUCUCUCCUAAAAUGGGUUUAGUUUCCAGUACAAGAAGAAAAAUCAUGACAAUCGACAGAGAAACAGUAGAAAAUUUGAUAAAAUCGGAUACUGUGGUAAUUUUUUCAAAAACUUACUGUCCUUAUUGUAAAAUGGCCAAGGAGGUCUUUGAUAAAAUGAACAAAACCUACAAGGCAAUUGAACUGGACGAAAAAGACGACGGGGAAGACUACCAGGACAUUUUGGGAGAAAUAACUGGAGCUAGAAGCGUACCCAGAGUUUUUGUCAAAGGAGAGUUCAUUGGCGGUGGCACUGAUGUUAAGAAAGCAUUUGAAAAUGGAGAAUUAGCUAAAAGAUUUGAUUAAUUGUAUUUAUGUUAAUUAAUCACUUAAUUAUGAAUUUAAAAAAUAUUUAUUAAUCAUGUAAUUUUUUAUUUUCAAUUAAUUUUUUUUGCACAGUUCUUUUGAGAAUUAAUUAAUAAAUUAUUUUAUGAUUAUAAUUUAAAUUUUUUACUUAAAAUUAAUAAAUCCUUUUGCUUAAUUCAAGGUGUUAAUUAUCUAGAGAAAGACUAGAAUUGUUUACACGCGAUAGGACAUUUCAAAAUGAUAAAACGUGAUUAAAAAAUACAAAACCGUCGACUAAUUUAUUCAUCAUCACGUAUUGUAAAAUAAGAUAUUGAGUAACGAUACAUUUAAUUACUAAAAGACAAUUUAAAUUGAGUAUAAAUUGAUUAAAAUUUAUUUUAAAUAGCUCAGUUUAAAAGUUAUACUGUACAUCGAGUUAACAAAAUUGUUCAAAUUUAUUGUAACUUAAUGGGUUCAUUUAAUUCAAAUUUGGGGUCGACUUACAUAGACCCAGAAGGGACUAAAUAUACUGCAGAAGGAAAAUUAAGUCCAUCAGAAGUUGGUGUCCAUAUCAAAGUUGAUGAAUCAAAGAAAAAUAUUAAU